AUGAGCAAUAAAAGUAGCAAAGCGCAGCAGGCCAAAGUGGCCACAACCUACAACAUCAACAACAUGGUCCUAGGCAAAGUGCGCGGCUUUCCACCAUGGCCCGGCAUGGUUGUGGACCCAGACAACGUCCACCCCACUGUGGCUCUCGAAUGCCCCAGCAACAAAAAAGCCACGUUUUACUGCGUCAGGUUCUUCCCUUUGGGUGACCAUCCGGUUCGGUCCGGUUUUUUGAUGCCAAGGGGCGUUAACCGUAACCGUAACCGGUCUCCCUUUUCCUCAGAAGUCAAAAGACCAGACCAGACCGCAAAAAGACCGGUUUCGCUUCAAAACGAGCCCAAGAACGUUAAAUUCCGUUAG
Messenger RNA from Laccaria bicolor S238N-H82, 357 nucleotides. RefSeq lists its product as uncharacterized. The record is from RefSeq and is a predicted model, not a curated record. NCBI's taxonomy places the organism in Eukaryota, Fungi, Basidiomycota, Agaricomycetes, Agaricales, Hydnangiaceae. The coding region runs from base 1 to 357 and encodes 118 amino acids. The transcript has 4 exons.